Messenger RNA from Olea europaea var. sylvestris, 4011 nucleotides. Its product is annotated as protein SMG7-like. Gene Ontology annotation, molecular function: protein binding; telomerase RNA binding; telomeric repeat DNA binding. The transcript has 8 exons. The record is from RefSeq and is a predicted model, not a curated record. Gene Ontology annotation, biological process: nuclear-transcribed mRNA catabolic process, nonsense-mediated decay. NCBI's taxonomy places the organism in Eukaryota, Viridiplantae, Streptophyta, Magnoliopsida, Lamiales, Oleaceae. Gene Ontology annotation, cellular component: telomerase holoenzyme complex. The coding region runs from base 384 to 3311 and encodes 975 amino acids.
CAACCUAUUACCCCAAUCAAUUUCAAGUACUAAAGAAAAAAGUCAUCCCCUCUUCCAUCCUCUUUCCAAUAUCUAUACCUGUUGUUCAUCAUCUCCUCGUCAAAAUUUAUGGCUACAUAACAGAACCCAUACAAAUUUUCCAAAAAAGACCCAAUUCAUGGAAAUAAAGAAACCCUAACCCCUGUUUUUCUGUUUGUAUUUAUGUAAGUAUAUAUAAAUAUUCUCCUGUUUCCUUGAGUUGGAAUUAUCUUGGGCGAGAUCGUUGCAGAUCUGGGCUUGGUUCGUAGUCGGAGGCUAUGUUGCAGGCAGUUUCCCGUGGAUUAAAUGUUAUAUGUUGCUAUUGAAGUGGCAUAUUUUUGGUUUGAUGGAUUGUGACCAUUCCGAUGGAUAACGAUAAAGAAAUUUCGGCAGGGGAGCGUGUUCUGCGUCUCUUCGACAAGAAUGUUGAGUUGGAGAACAAGCGUAAAAAGGCAGCACAGGCGAGAGUCCCUUCAGACCCUAAUGCAUGGCAACAGAUGCGUGAAAAUUAUGAAGCCAUUAUCCUUGAAGACCAUUCUUUCUCUGAACAACACGACAUAGAGUAUGCUUUGUGGCAGUUGCAUUACAGGAGGAUUGAAGAACUACGGGCUCAUUUAAAUGCUGCUCUAGCUUCUUCAGGAUUAGCUGCUUCUCAGAAUGGGAAAGGUCCAACUCGAGGGGGACCUGAUCGGGCUUCAAAGAUCCGUUCCCAGUUUAAGACUUUCCUUUCGGAGGCCACUGGAUUUUAUCAUGAUUUGAUGUUGAAGAUAAGGGCGAAGUAUGGUCUGCCAUUGGGAUAUUCUUCUGAUGAUCCAGAGAAUCAAAUUUCCAUGUCUGAGGAUGGAAAUAAAUUUUCUGAGGUGAAAAAGGGUUUGAUAUCCUGUCAUCGCUGUUUUAUUUAUCUGGGGGAUCUUGCUCGUUACAAAGGCUUAUAUGGGGAAGGUGAUUCUAAAGCUCGGGCUUUUGCAGCAGCAUCAAGUUACUACUUGCAAGCUUCCUCACUUUGGCCGUCAAGUGGUAAUCCUCAUCAUCAGCUUGCUAUACUAGCAUCAUAUUCUAACGAUGAACUGGUGUCGACCUAUCGCUAUUUUCGAAGUUUGGCAGUUGACCACCCUUUCGUCACUGCACGGGAUAACUUGAUCAUUGUAUUUGAGAAGAAUCGGCAGAGUUAUACCCAACUACUUGGUGAUGCUAAAGCUUCUUCACUCAAGACUGUAUCUUCCAGGAUGCCUGGGAAAGGGAGAGGUAAAGGUGGAACAAGGCCUUCUUUUAAGGAUGAUAAGGUGGAUUCAAGUGCAGUCAAGGAACACAUUUUUACUGUACCUGAAGUCUUCAAAGCCUUCAGCAUUCGUUUCGUUCGACUAAAUGGCAUUCUUUUUACACGUACAAGCUUGGAAACUUUUGAGGAAGUCUUCUCAGUGGUUAAAAAUGAUUUGGUGGAACUUCUAUCUUCUGGGCCAGAUGAGAAAUACAACUUUGGAUCGGAUGCUGCUGAGUGUAGACUUGCAAUUGUCAGGAUGGUGGCCAUCCUCAUUUUCACUGUUCACAAUGUAAAAGGAGAAAAUGAAAAUCAAUCAUAUGCGGAUAUUCUACAACGCUCAGUUCUACUUCAAAAUUCAUUUACUGCUAUCUUUGAAUUUAUGGCCUGCAUGCUUGAAAGAUGUAACCAGUUAACAGAUCCCUCGUCAAGCUAUUUAUUGCCUGGGAUCAUGGUUUUUGUGGAGUGGUUAGCCUGUUGUAAUGAUGUUGCAGUAGGCAGUGAGAUUGAGGAUAAACAAGUGAAUGCCAGGUCUGUUUUUUGGAAUCACUGCAUUACCUUCUUCAAUAAGCUUGUAUCAAAUGGAUAUUUGUUUCUUAAUGAAGACAAAGAUGAAACAUGUUUCUCCAAUAUGAGCAAGUAUGAUGAAAGUGAGACUGUCAACCGUCUUGCGUUGUCUGAGGACUUUGAAUUGAGAGGAUUUAUUCCUCUUCUUCCAGCUCAACUCAUCCUUGACUUCUCUAGGAAGCCUUCUUUUGGAAGUGAUGAUAGCAGCAAGGAGAAACAAAUCCGCAUCCAGAGGAUUUUUGCAGCUGGAAAGGCUCUUUCUAACGUCGUCCAGAUUGGGCAGGAGGGAUUUUAUUUUGAUGCAAAGUUGAAGAAAUUUGUAAUUGGUGUUGAACCUCAAAUUAUUGAUGAUUAUGCACUUAUGGGUUCUUUUGAGGUUCCAAAAUCUAAUGGUAACACACAAGAAAAUUCAAUUGGGUCUCAAAUGGCUCUGGGUUCUAUGCAGCCAGUGCCACAUGUUAGUAUGGAAGGAGAGGACGAGGAUGAGGUGAUCGUGUUCAAGCCUUCAGUAACUGAGAAGCAAAUGAACAACUUUGAUUCAACAAUUUCUGAGGCUGCUUCUGGUGCAGGAAAGUUUGAUUUUGGAAAUGAAAAUGGAUCGUUUUCCCUAGGACAUGAUAGUUUCCUCUGGCAGAAUGCCAUAAGCACAGGCAUAAAGCCACCUGCAACUAUUGCUCAAAGCUCUGCCCACUAUUUUCGUCCAGUCCUACCCAGCACUUCACAGUGGCUGGUAGAGCCAGCUCCUGUUGUAAAUGGAUUUUCCCACUUGAAUUUAAUGGAAAAUAGGCCUGCUAUGAAACCUCAUCUGCAAGAUCUAGGAGUUUCUCAGGCUGCUGCCCUUUCUGUUCCCUAUCCCCAAUUUGUUAAUGCUGAUGCAAGUCGUAGUUAUCCCAUUCAGACCUCUCAUAUUGCUUUAUCAUCGAAGUUUGAUUCUACCAUUUCUUCAGGAGCAGCUGCUGACAGUCUGUACGUGAAACCAUCUUUGGUCAUGUCAGCAGGCUUGAAGAAAAAUCCAGUGAGUAGACCUGUUAGGCAUGUUGGUCCUCCACCUGGCUUUGGUUCUGUGCCUUCCAAAGUUGUGGAUGACUCAAUGAAUAGUAUGACCUUGAAAAUUGGAAAUACUCCAAUUCCAAAAAUGGAUGAUUAUAGCUGGCUAGAUGGAUAUCAGUUGUCCUCGUCAAAUCAAAGUUUUGGGUUUAACCAUUCCAUUAAUACUUCCGGGCAGAUGUUUGGUUCAAUGAGUAAGAACAAUAGUUCAGUGGGGAUGUCAAGCUUCCCUUUCCCUGGAAAGCAAGUCUCCACACUGCAAAUCCAGGGUGAAAAGCAGCAGGACCAUCAGUUUUCUGAACAUAUGAAGGUGUAUCAGGAGCAGCAACAGCAACAACUUAAGAAAGAAGACCAACAAUCUGUUGCACUGCCUCAGCAGUAUCAAGGACAAGCUCUCUGGGACGGUCAUUUCUUUGUGUGACCUUAUUUAGGGAGUAUUGAUGGUUGUGGACAAUUACUAUGGACAUGUCUGUGGUCUGGGGAUAUUCUUUCAGCCAUUGGUUUUGCAAAGUCGCCGAUUUUAUUAACUUUUAUUGGAGCGUGGUUGGUAUUUGCAGUGUUGCGGGCACUUGCUGUCAAACAGCUUGUGCCAAGUUCUCGAGACUUGUUGAACUGUGCUUAUCAUGUCAAUAAAUGCAGUAAUUGGAAAUUUUCCGAGCUUCAGUACCUUGUCUAGUUGGAUUGGUUGGACAACUCUUCAGGUAUAUCGGCAUUUGGUGGAAAAUGUAGAUGGAAUCAAGAGGAAAUUACUAGCAAUUCUACUUGGUUGGUGGUGAAGGGCUUACCUUACAUGUUAGUAGUCCUACCAUAUUUGCCAUGAUGAGCAGUUUCGACAGAUAAACUUUUAAGGUAGGUUAUUGGCAAUCGCAAGUUUCUGCCUAGAAAUUCUCAUAUGAAAUAUAUGAAAAAAUCAUGAACAAAGGUUCCUUGUAAUGUUACAAUGUCUCGACUGUUGGGAAUAAGUAUACGAUAGUUCCGUGCUGUGUUUUAAUUACACUCUCAUGGAUGAUGUGCUAGUUGCAAAAACAUAUGUACUUUCUUGGUGGAUGGAUUUUCUCUGGUCUCUAGAAUUACAAACUGCUGUUAUACUGUCAUAUUGGAAUUACAAUUGUGUUAUAUCA